This is a messenger RNA of Arthroderma uncinatum, 1116 nucleotides long. RefSeq lists its product as uncharacterized. Gene Ontology annotation, cellular component: peroxisome; peroxisomal membrane. The coding region runs from base 1 to 1116 and encodes 371 amino acids. Gene Ontology annotation, biological process: protein import into peroxisome membrane. The transcript has 3 exons. Lineage: Eukaryota; Fungi; Ascomycota; Eurotiomycetes; Onygenales; Arthrodermataceae. The record is from RefSeq and is a predicted model, not a curated record.
AUGGCCGAUACGACCGCGCCCGCGCCGGCGGAUAAAGAAGAGAGCAGAGCGCCAGUUGAAACUCAACCUCCAAAGCCAGUAGAGGUCAGCAGUAAGGCGCCUACACAAGGAGAUGAGGAGGACUCAGACUGGGAAGAGCUAGACGAUGUACUCGAUGAUUUCUCUGCGUCGAAGAAUGCUUCGCAACAUACACAGGCAGACGGAAUAAAAACAGAAUCUAUAGAAAAACAAGUAGAGGCGAAUACGGAACUAUCGAGCGCAGACCAAGAAGCGCUACUAAAACAACUAGAAGCUGGCAUGGCUGAGUUGAUGGGCGCCUCUGCCUCCGCUGACGCCAGUGGACCAGCUGCGGUGGGAGACACUCCGAAGGGGAAAUCUGCAGAGAUACCAGGGUUGCCACCAUUUCCAGGGAACGAAGAUUGGAAUGCGCUGACCGAAGAGCUCGAGAAGAAGGGAUUUACAAUGGAAGAUGUGAUGAAGCUGAUGAUGGGUGAAGAACUAAUGACCGGAGGAGACACUAUUCCCAGCGUGGAUGGCCCGAAAACUACGGCAAAAGCUACGAGUACUCAACCCUCAUCCUCGAAGAAGGGAGAAGAAAACUUCCAAGAGACCAUUCAAAAGACGAUGGAGCGGAUGCAGGAAUCAGGCAACAAGGCCGCUGCCGAGGUUAACGAGGGUGGAAACGAAGAUGUGCUUAUGCAGAUACUCAAGGCAAUGGAAGGCGGAGGUCUAGCUGGUGCCGGCGAAGGGGAUGACGGAAACCUCGACAAGCUUUUCAUGGGCAUCAUGGAACAGUUAUCUAACAAGGAAAUGCUGUACGAGCCUCUGAAGGAACUGGACGAUAAAUUCGGGCCUUGGUUGAAAGAGAAUAAGGAGAAGGUAGGGAAGGAAGACCUAGAAAGAUACGAGUUGCAGGCUUCGCUGGUGUCUGAUAUCAUCAAGAAGUUCGAAGAGAAGAGCUUCUCAGAUGACAAGCCUGAGGAUAGAGCUUAUAUAUGGGAGAGAAUGCAGAAGAUGCAAGCCGCUGGCAGCCCUCCAGAUGACCUUAUAUCGGCUCCUUUCAUGGACGAAGCCAAACUCCAGGCAUUAGGUCAAGAUGGCUGCGCCCCGCAAUAA